Molecule: messenger RNA, 2583 nt
Organism: Penicillium verhagenii
Lineage: Eukaryota; Fungi; Ascomycota; Eurotiomycetes; Eurotiales; Aspergillaceae
Product: MCM DNA helicase complex subunit MCM3
Exons: 8
Coding region: 1-2583 (860 amino acids)
Biological process (GO): DNA replication; mitotic DNA replication initiation; DNA strand elongation involved in DNA replication
Cellular component (GO): MCM complex; nucleus
Molecular function (GO): single-stranded DNA binding; ATP binding; single-stranded DNA helicase activity
Source: RefSeq, a predicted model, not a curated record
AUGGAAGGCGUUCAACUACGAGAUGAGGCUGCGCAGGAUCGCGUGCGUGCUGCCAUUGAGUUUCUCGAUCCCAGCGAUGCACGGGCGCGCAGCUACCGAGCGGAUAUUGUGGUGAUGCUGAAUCGAGGAAUACGCCGUCUGACAGUUAGCAUUGACGAGCUUCGAGCGCACAACCGGGAGCUGGCUGAUGGGCUCCUCACCUCCCCUUUUGAAUAUUCAGAGGCUUUUGACCGGGCCUUGAAAGAAGUUGUGAAGACUUUGCCCGGCAGACCCGCCAGGGAAACUUCAGACGAAGUGAACUACUACUGCGCAUACGUUGGUGCGUUCGGAGAAUUUUCCUGCAACCCGCGCACACUGGGAUCUGGGCACUUGAACCGCAUGGUGUCCCUAGAAGGAAUUGUGACGAAAUGCUCCUUGGUCCGACCCAAGGUUAUUCAGAGUGUUCACUACAGCGAGAAGAAGGAUCGUUUCCUGGCUAGAAAGUAUCGGGAUCAGACUAUGACCGCUAGCGGUGCCACGAGCUUGAAUGUCUACCCCCAAGAGGACGAAGACAAGAACCCUCUUAUCACAGAAUACGGUUAUUCGACCUACAUGGAUCACCAGUCGAUCUCGAUCCAAGAAAUGCCUGAGCGGGCUCCGGCAGGACAGCUUCCCCGCAGUGUUGACGUUAUUCUGGAUGAUGACCUAGUCGACAAGGCCAAGCCAGGAGACAGAAUCCAGCUAGUGGGAACUUACCGGUCUCUUGGAAACCGCAAUGCUAGCUCCGGCUCUUCAACAUUCCGUACCAUUGUGAUGGCAAACAAUAUCAUUCAGCUUUCAUCCAAGUCAGGUGGAGGUAUCGCCCAGGCUACCAUCACCGACACCGACAUUCGCAACAUCAACAAGAUUGCUAAGAAGAAGAAUGUCUUUGAGUUGCUAGCGAAGUCUCUGGCACCUAGUAUUCAUGGACACGAUUACAUCAAGAAAGCUAUUUUGCUCAUGCUGCUUGGUGGUAUGGAAAAGAACUUGGAAAAUGGAACUCACUUGCGUGGUGACAUCAAUAUUCUUAUGGUUGGUGAUCCCUCCACAGCCAAGUCUCAGCUCCUUCGCUUUGUGCUCAAUACUGCUCCGUUGGCUAUCGCCACGACUGGUCGUGGUUCAUCCGGUGUCGGUUUGACUGCAGCCGUCACCUCUGACAAGGAGACUGGAGAGCGCCGACUGGAGGCUGGUGCCAUGGUUCUGGGUGAUCGUGGUGUGGUUUGUAUCGAUGAGUUUGACAAGAUGAGCGAUGUCGACCGCGUGGCUAUUCACGAAGUUAUGGAGCAGCAGACCGUCACCAUCGCCAAGGCCGGUAUUCACACAAGUCUGAACGCUCGAUGCAGUGUUCUGGCUGCUGCCAACCCGGUCUAUGGCCAGUAUGACGUCCACAAGGACCCUCACAAGAACAUUGCCUUGCCCGACUCUCUUCUUUCUCGUUUCGAUUUGCUGUUCAUUGUGACAGAUGACAUUGAAGAUUCCAAGGACCGCACUAUUUCAGAGCACGUUCUCCGCAUGCACAGAUAUCGCCAGCCUGGAACUGAAGAAGGUGCUCCUGUUCGCGAGCAGCAACACCAGACUUUGGGUGUUGGGAUUGAAGAUCGCCAAGAUGCCAAUCAGCCCACAGAGGUUUACGAGAAGUUCAAUGUCAUGCUUCACGGCGGCAUGGUCCCAACUGGCCGCAGCCGCAACAAGAAUGUGGAAAUUGUCAGCAUUCCCUUCAUCAAGAAGUAUAUUCAGUACGCCAAAUCUCGAGUCAAGCCUGUCCUGUCCAAGGGCGCUGCCGAUCACAUCAUCGCCGUAUACUCUGCCCUCCGAAACGACGAUCUCUCCAACAACCAGCGCCGUACAUCACCCAUCACCCCCCGUACUCUUGAGACUUUGAUUCGACUGUCGACCGCCCACGCCAAGGCCCGUCUGUCGAACAGAGUCGACGAGAAGGAUGCUAAGCAUGCCGAGGCUAUCCUCCGCUUUGCCAUGUUCAAGGAGUUGCAGGAUGAUGGUCGCCGUAAGCGCCGCAAGGUGCAAACCUUUGAUGAAAAUUCCGACGAAGACAGCGACUCUGAUGAUGACGAUGAUGAGACGCCUUCUCGUGCCCAGACAUCCACUGGCCGAACUACUACCCGGUCUCGUGGCGAAGCUAGCACUGCAGGCAUGGACGAGGACCAGACCCCGCAAACGGCUAGUCCUCGUGCCACUCGCACGCGCACCACCCAACAGACCGAGUCGCAGAUGUCUAUGGCAUCGUCUCAACCCGCCUCACAGCUCGUGGAGUCGCAGACCGACAACUCCCAGUCUACCUCCUCAGCCCACCCCAUCACACCUGCGCGCUACGGAGUCUUCCGCCAGAUCCUGGGCUCUAUCAAUGGCUCUCGUGUCUUCGCCGACGCAGAAGAUUGCGACCUUGGUGAGAUGAUCAAGGAAGUCAACGCAGCCAUUAGCGCAUCGCCUAACUACGGCACUGCGCAUGUUUUCUCACGACCCGAAGCUAUCCAGGCGCUAACGAAGAUGAACGAGGAUAACCUGCUGAUGUACCUCGAGGACGAUGACAGAGUUUACCGAAUUUAG